Mollisia scopiformis is the source of this 1536-nucleotide messenger RNA. RefSeq lists its product as uncharacterized. The transcript has a single exon. The coding region runs from base 1 to 1536 and encodes 511 amino acids. Gene Ontology annotation, biological process: signal transduction. The record is from RefSeq and is a predicted model, not a curated record. Lineage: Eukaryota; Fungi; Ascomycota; Leotiomycetes; Helotiales; Mollisiaceae. Gene Ontology annotation, molecular function: MAP kinase scaffold activity.
AUGACGUUUGCAUCGGAAUUCGAGAUUUUGUGCAGUGAGCUCUCCAUUCUUUGGCUUCGCUUCAAGCUAUGGGGACAAUCAAUCGGCCUGGAUCUGGACCUUUUCAAUGACAUUCAGUCAACACUGAGCUCGCUACCAGAUGUGCAAUCAACCAUCGUACAAGGCGUCGGCAAUAUCGUUCAUCUGAUGACAGAAAUCGAAUCGAUCAGAUACAAAUAUGAAUUUCGACCACCGCUUAUUUCUGAUGCAACUCAACCCAACGAGAAAGCCCUUCUUCGGUCGACCAUUUCUUUGAGUGCAUUAUCGAAUACCCGAGCCAUCAAAUCAUUACAACAACGAAUUCGAGAUAACCAGAGGCAAAAGUCCUACUUCACUAUCGUGAAAUGGACCAUUUGUGAUGCAAAGAAGUUUGAGGACAAAGUCAAGCAAUUGAAGAUUCUGAUUGAUGGUCUCGAAGAUGUCUCUCUGGCUGCCAAAGUCACUCACCAGCUUCCUGCUGCCGUGACAAGUGAAGAUCCAGAUCCACCACCAUACUCUGUCACGUUAUCUCAACAAUCAGCUUCCUCCUCCAAUACCCAAGCAACUAUACCUUCUCCGGAUCAAAUUUCGCCCCCAAUCCAUAGCCAACCAUCUAUGCCAUCUCCUGACUCGAUAUUAUUACAUGAUCCCGAAGUAGCAGCUCACUACACCGCAAUGCUCCAACACUGUGCCCUCCCCUCGGGCCCUCAAAACCAACCACGAUGUAGAGCCCGCGACAAAAUGACCCGACUCUCGGACCGCCAAUUCAAAGAACUCCGAACAGACGUCUACGACGAGCUCUUCCGGCGGCAAUUCGAAGGAUCCACACCGUCCUCUCUCCAAAAAGAUAUCCGUUAUCACCCAAAACGAAACCAAGCCCGAGAGAAACUUUCCACACUCCCUUCCCACCGAUUUAAAGAUCUGGUUGUCGACGUCCUCUUCGAGCUGGAAAGGAGAUUCCCAGCCUUACAGGGAUCAACGUCGCCUGGUGUAUCGGUAUUAUUGAUGAGCUCAUUUUCCGCACCAAGUUUGGAACUGUGUGGUACUCAACGAAGCAGCAUUCCCCCUCCCCCUCUCCAAGACCGAGCCACUCACCCAUCAACUCUCCCACCCACCACUCCCUCUCCUGACCCCUCACCAUUAUUAUCCCGAUAUAGCCAACGCCCCUCCGAAAUCAGCGAGCAACAGUCUCAAAUUGAAGGAGGAGGAGGAGCAGCGUCUCGAGGAAGCGCCGAAAUCUUCAAAUCAUUCCGCGUCAGCAUGACAGACCCAACAUGGAAAGUCCUACCCGCCGCCCUGAGAAAAUACAACAUCGAGGCUUCUGCCGACGAGUAUUCGCUGUACGUCAUGUAUGGAGAUGUGGAGCGGCUUAUGGGGCUCGAUGAGCAGCCGCUUGUCGUGUUCAAGGAGCUGGAUCGGAAGGGGUUGAAACCUAUGUUUAUGCUGAGGAAAUUGAAGGGGUGUGAGGUUAUUGAGCCUGGGAAGUCUCGCGUAGUUGAUUCUGAUGCUGUUUUGUGA